This is a messenger RNA of Poeciliopsis prolifica (blackstripe livebearer), 2817 nucleotides long. It is a transcript of the gene mtnr1aa, whose product is annotated as melatonin receptor 1A a. The coding region runs from base 477 to 1529 and encodes 350 amino acids. Gene Ontology annotation, biological process: G protein-coupled receptor signaling pathway. Gene Ontology annotation, cellular component: membrane. Gene Ontology annotation, molecular function: melatonin receptor activity. The transcript is spliced from 2 exons. The record is from RefSeq and is a predicted model, not a curated record. NCBI's taxonomy places the organism in Eukaryota, Metazoa, Chordata, Actinopteri, Cyprinodontiformes, Poeciliidae.
ACCACAGAGCCAUGAAUGAACCCGCACGCGGAGAAAUGGAAGGAAGUAGGACACGGGCUGCUUUUCCACAUCGCAGCCACCAGGAGGCGGCGUUUCUUCCCUCUCCGUGUUGGGAUCGCUCUCCACUUUGGAUUGUUUGAUCACAUGCUGGGAAGGUUUGAAGUGGCGGCUCCAUGUCACACAUGCGUACCGACAGAGUGAAUGGCGCGCGGGCGCGGGAGUGACUCCGAGGGAGCAGAGAGAACGGAGAGCCACACCAGAGCUGAUCCUCGGCAGCUGGGUAAAGCCUUCACAAGGGGCGGGGGAGGAGGAGAGAGAGCGGAAAAAGAGGCGCUCGUGGAGAAGAUGAACAUGACACCCACGGGAGGUUAUUGUAUGAAACCACCGGUGUCCACUGUGUAGGACUCGCGGAGUAUCCACGGAAGAUGUGAAUUUGGUUCAGUUGGGGGAAAAAAGUUUUGCAGCUGUUUAUUACAAUGGUCAUAAAUGGGUCUCACCUGAACAGCUCCGCUCAGGACCCCAGUGACGCCGCGUUGAGCCGCCCGCCGUGGGUCACCACAACUUUGGGCUGCUUUCUCAUCUUCACCAUCGUGGUCGACAUCCUGGGGAACCUGCUGGUCAUCUUCUCCGUGUAUCGAAACAAGAAGCUCAGGAACGCAGGAAACAUCUUUGUGGUUAGCCUGGCUGUGGCAGACCUCGUGGUGGCCAUCUAUCCUUACCCUUUGGUCCUCACCUCCAUUUUCCACAAUGGCUGGAACCUGGGUAACGUCCACUGCCAGAUCAGCGGCUUCCUCAUGGGGGUCAGCGUCAUUGGCUCCAUCUUCAACAUCACCGGCAUCGCCAUCAACAGAUACUGCUACAUCUGUCACAGCCUCAAAUACGACAAACUUUACAGUGACAAAAACUCUGUGUGCUACGUGGUCCUAAUAUGGGCGCUGACUGUGGUGGCCAUUGUGCCCAACCUGUUUGUGGGUUCGCUCCACUACGAUCGGCGGGUUUACUCCUGCACCUUCAAACAGUCAGCCAGCUCUGCGUACACGAUCGCAGUGGUGUUUUUCCACUUCAUUCUACCCAUCAUGAUUGUCACCUACUGCUACCUGCGCAUUUGGAUAUUGGUUAUACAGGUACGGCGACGGGUCAAGCCAGACAAUCGGCCCAAACUGACGCCGAACGACGUCCGGAACUUCGUCACGAUGUUUGUGGUUUUUGUACUCUUUGCCGUUUGCUGGGCGCCGCUCAACUUCAUCGGCCUGGCUGUAGCGAUCAAACCGGAGGUCGUUGUUCCCCUCAUCCCCGAGUGGUUAUUUGUGGCCAGCUACUUCAUGGCUUACUUCAACAGCUGCCUUAACGCCAUCGUAUACGGUGUGCUGAACCAGAACUUCCGGCGGGAGUACAAGCGCAUUGUGGUGUCGGUGUGUACAGCUCGCAUCUUCUUCCAAGACAGCUCCAACGACGCAGCGGAGAGACUCAAAAGUAAACCAUCGCCGCUCAUGACCAACAAUAACCAGGUCAAGGUGGACUCUGUCUGAACCAGAACAGAUUUUUUAUGCUGGAAUUGAGAGUUUCUCUAUUUUUUAAGGCUAACUGACAAUAAAUAAAUAAAUCUAAACAUAAAAGAGCUUCUGUCCUCUGGGCUUUUAUGACGUUCUCACUGUACGGUGCUAUCUGACCUCUGAACAAUCACAGUAAAAACAGAUGUUUCUAUAUUCUUUGUCUUUGUAACAAGCACUUUGUUUGACUCUGCAGUACACGUAGUAAAGUAAAUGAAUAAUGUCUGCUUUGUUUUCAUAUUUGCAUCGAUGAUAUUAAUGUAGAAUUCAAUUAUUUUUGUGAAUCUCAAAAUGAUACAUACCACUGGCAGAUUUAGAUUAAGGAAGCCAUUUUUAGUUAACCAGCAAGAACAGGUAUAUAUUUUUUUAAAUGACAUAACACUGGAAUGAGUGUACGUAUGAUGCUUUAUUGGCAUAACAGGAAUCAACCCCUCCCCAAAGUUUUUUUUUUUUUUUUUUCCCUACACUGGAUGUACUCACAUUCAAAGGUUGAAAAUUUCUAAUCUUUCAAGUCUGAGACUAGGGAACUGAAAUACUAAGAUGAUAUACACGUUAACUUGGAUGCCGACAAAUGAGGAUAAAAUCACAAAAUAUUCAUUUCUAAUGUGGUUUUUGGUGUAAGGUAACCCUUUUAUUUUACUACCAUGUUUCCUCUAGAUGGAAUCAUUGAUUUGUUGAAGUGACCCAGUCAGAGUCCCAACUCGAUCCGGACUGAGACUCGGUGGAGGGAGCUGAAGUUCGGGGAUUCGGAAGUAAUCAUUAAUGUUAAAUAGUCAAAAUAGCAGUGCAAACACGACUCUGACUGUUCUGAUUACAGCAAAUAUUCCAAUAAAAUAUGAACAGACAAUCCUAUUCUUCAAACUGAGAAUUGAGAGAUUUUUUGCUCAAUUUUAGUGUGAAAAUAAAGGUAAAUCUGCCAGUGGUAUAAAAGAUUUGUCUCAUAAACAAACUAUAUAUAUAUAAAACAAACAAGGGAUCAUCAAAAAGUAAUAAUUAAGCCCAACAUCGUUUUACUUUUUGUUGAACAUAUAAUAAUGGCGUUAGCAAGUUUAACAACAAUAUUUGUGACACUGUAACACUACUUGAGUACCGGCUGUAUGAGUUGCUGCUAUCUUAUUAUGCCGUACAAUAUUGUCCUUAUUCUUUAGGUGGAAUAUUACAAUUAGUAAGAGGGAACUUUCUCUCACUCCUGUGAAGUCAAUAUACUAUAUGCAUGGAUAUAACAACUUGUUCAUAUGCAAAAUAAAAUCGAAUAUUGAUCUUUGAA